Messenger RNA from Coregonus clupeaformis (lake whitefish), 1020 nucleotides. Its product is annotated as piezo-type mechanosensitive ion channel component 1-like. NCBI's taxonomy places the organism in Eukaryota, Metazoa, Chordata, Actinopteri, Salmoniformes, Salmonidae. The transcript has 4 exons. The record is from RefSeq and is a predicted model, not a curated record. The annotation marks the transcript as partial.
CCUGCCUGUUUCGCUACAAUGGUCUGUCUCUGGUCUACCUGCUCUACCUGCUGCUACUGCCAUGGUUCCUGUGGCCUAACAAACACACACUACGAGGACAUACUGGACGCUUCAUCAAGGCUCUGUUCUGCACCAGUCUUCUCUUCCUGCUAGCCCAUGUCUCCUUCCAGAUCUGCCUGUACACUAUCCCUGACCUGGACCAUGCACUGGGACACAACUGUAGCUUGUGGGAGACGCUAUCGAGGCAUGUUGGUGUAUCCAGGCUGCCCUUGGAUGACGUGUGGAGUGUGGUGCGUCUGCUGACCCCUGACCUGGGGGUGUUUGUGAUCUCCCUGGUUACCCUGGUGGUGUGUAACCGGCUGGUCAAGAAGAGAGAUGACGUCACUGUCCUGCCCGUAGCCUCAGACUCCACACAGGGGGUGAAUGGUUUUCUGCUCUAUAGACACAGACUGGGCUUCACCGCUAUGCUGCUAUUAAUAUGGGACAUCUGCUCUUUAUACCAGUCUAUAUGUAUGGAAUCCGAAAGGCAAUGAAAGUGUUCAAUCAUUUUUGAAAACAUUCUGUAGAGUAUUAUGGCUCUCCUCCAGUGUGAGAAUGUAUAGAAAUUGUGAAUCUCCUAUUCAAGUGGCAUUAAACUCCUUCUCGAGCUACGCAGGCUAGGGCUGCACGAUAUGGGCAAAAUAUCUAAUUGCAAUUUUUUCUUUUUUUACCAAAUAUUGCGAUUUGACUUGCGAUAUAGGGCCUAGAUCAAAACACUUGGGUGAACUGUUGGAAUCGUAGAAAUAGAAUGAUUUGUAUUAAAAAGCAUCAGCAUCAUUCUUGUUUGGAACCAUCUGUUGACAGCAUUUGACCUAACAGAACAGCAUGCAAACAUAUAGUGGAUCUAACAGCGAGGAGGAGGAACUGUGCUGCUUGACUGACGGGGCGGGCUUGGUCUGUGAAGCCGCAAGAGGAGAAAUAAAACAAAGUUAACUAAAACAGGCGUUUGAGUGGCGUUUCAAAAUAUUGCAUGCGAUAUGA